AUGAAGAUACAACUAACUGUUGUGUUGUGUGUGGGCGUGUGGUCCCAGGCGUGGGCACAAGACGCCUCCUACGUGUUAGACUCACGAGGGGUGCAGCUGGAUCAAGGCCUCACACCUCCUAAACAGCUCCUUGACAACCACCAGGUCUUAUCCGAGGCCUUCAAGCACCGUUCUGAGGAGUUGGCCAGAACCUACAGCAACGACCAAGUCGCCUACAACGACCCCGACCCAGAGUACAUGUGGGCCUACGAGGUAGACGCCAGGUCAACAGGGGACAAAAAGUCUGCCCGGGAGGAGCGUCGAGGAGACGUAGUGGUGGGCCAGUACAGCGUCAUGGACCCUGAUGGUUCUCUCCGCGUCGUCGACUACUCUGUAGCUCCCGACACUGGCUUCCAGGCCACUGUUACCAAGCAAUCCACCCAUGAAAACUUCCAGAGCCAAAGCCAAUACAACCAGCAAAGGCGCGACCAGUUCCAGAAACAACAGAACCACCGCAACCAGUUCCACAACCAACAGAACCGCCGCAACCAGUUGCAGAACCAACAGAACCGUCCCGACCAACAACAGCAGCACCAGUACCAGCAGAACCAGGAAAGCAUCAACCAGUUCCAACAGAACCAGAACCAAGAGAACCAAAACCUGUACCAGCAGAACCAGCAGGAGGAGAGCCGCAACCAGUAUCAACAAAACCAAAACCAAUUCCAGCAGAAUCAGUAUCAGCAGAACCAGGAGAACCGCAACCAGUACCAACAGAACCAGGAGAACAGCAACCAGUACCAGUCCAAGUAUCGCACGAGUACCAACCAAUACAACCACAACAACCAGUCCAACAACCUCCACAACAACAGGUACAACUCACAGACUUACGGCUCCACCAACAACAACCAGAACUACAACCAAAACUCACACCUCAACUCCAACCUUUUGAACCUGGAAUACAACCAACAACUCUCCCAGUUAUCCACCAACAACCACAACCAGUACGGAAGGAGCCAAGUUAGUGUGGUUCUUGCCGGAAAUCACAAGUAUCGACUACAACAAAUGAACCACUGGCAACACUAA
Homarus americanus (American lobster) is the source of this 1062-nucleotide messenger RNA. RefSeq names its product GATA zinc finger domain-containing protein 14-like. The coding region runs from base 1 to 1062 and encodes 353 amino acids. Gene Ontology annotation, cellular component: extracellular matrix. The transcript has 4 exons. NCBI's taxonomy places the organism in Eukaryota, Metazoa, Arthropoda, Malacostraca, Decapoda, Nephropidae. The record is from RefSeq and is a predicted model, not a curated record.